ACUUUGGAAGGAGACUUGACAAAAGUGAUCCGCUCGAACGCGCCCAUUAUCACCCCAUUUCCUGUCCGACUGAAUCAAGUAUUUCCGCUGUAUUCGGUUGACAGUUUAGUCUUCCGCAUAAUAUGCCAAAGACAGCAGGGUGUAAAGAAGAAAACGACAGGUAGCUAGCUAUACAAUUAAAGCUGAGGCAGGGAUGCAUCUGACAUCCAUCUGACAUCCAUCUGACAUCCAUCCGCAGUGAUCGUCACUGGAUGUGAUAAGUAGGCGGGCCUUCUUCUGACCAGUCGACGGGGCCAAUACCUGCAAGCAGCAGGUUUGGGCACACCUCUUGAGUGGUGGGCGUUGCCAAAGCUCCUCGGCCUUUACUGUCAUUGGCUGUGACUGGAGGAGCAACCAAGUAGCUGACUGACGCUUCAUUAGUGGGUGGACCCAGUCCAGAGUGAAAGGCGUGGCCAGUUAUGGAGAGCAUAAGUGGUAGCAGCGUGGACUCGAGAAACACCCUUCGGGGCAUAAACACCACACCUCUCUUGGCCCGCAUAGAGUCUUAUGAGGCGAUAGAGAAGAAGUGCAUCUCCGAUGUCAGGAGGACAUUCUGCCUCUUUGUCACCUUCGACCUCCUCUUCAUCACCUUGCUCUGGAUCAUUGAGCUCAAUGUGAAUGGAGGAAUCGAGACGCGGCUCGAUAAGGAGGUCUUACACUAUGACUACCACGCCUCAUUCUUCGACAUAUUACUCCUGGCUGUGUUACGGUUUGCAGCCCUAAUCUUGGCCUAUGCUGUUUGUAAACUGCGUCACUGGUGGGCCAUAGCGCUCCUUUCCCAGGGGGCCUUUGGGUACCUGCUGCCCAUCAUCUCUUUCAUCCUGGCCUGGAUAGAGACGUGGCUACUAGACUUUAAGGUUCUACCUCAGGAGGCUGACGAUGAGAACAGAUUUCUUUCUAUAAUGGACGCCCCUGAAAGGACCUCAUUUGUGCAACCAGGACCACUUUCAGAUGGGCAGUUCUACUCCCCACCCGAGUCUGUGGCAGACUCUGAUGAGGAGCUGUUGGACGAUAAACAUGACCCGGAGAAGGCUCUUAUUUAACAGUACCAGUGGUCAUCCUGGGAGGUGAAACCCAUUUGAAGAUACACAACCUCUGCGUCUAAAGUUACUCAAGUGCUACCAGCAGCUGCCCCAUCUAACCACGGGGAAGACUUACGACCACUGCAUGUUCUUUAUUCCUCCAAUGAGAGCUCUGUAUUCCUCAGCCUAUCACCUUCUACACACCUGCUUCAUGUCCCGUCGCCUCUUCACUCAAGCUUCCAAACAAUUAUUUUUAAGAACUGAGUGCAUACUGUUUUGUUUUUGUUGCCAGAUAUAAGUUCCUGAUGUGCUUAUUCUUGUA
Molecule: messenger RNA, 1383 nt
Organism: Oncorhynchus keta (chum salmon)
Lineage: Eukaryota; Metazoa; Chordata; Actinopteri; Salmoniformes; Salmonidae
Gene: stard3nl
Product: STARD3 N-terminal like
Exons: 8
Coding region: 459-1082 (207 amino acids)
Source: RefSeq, a predicted model, not a curated record